Messenger RNA from Colletotrichum destructivum, 1687 nucleotides. RefSeq lists its product as uncharacterized. The coding region runs from base 248 to 1687 and encodes 479 amino acids. Lineage: Eukaryota; Fungi; Ascomycota; Sordariomycetes; Glomerellales; Glomerellaceae. The record is from RefSeq and is a predicted model, not a curated record. The transcript has a single exon.
UCUUUGGAAUUUUUUUUUAUUCAGGUGAGCCUUUUCCAACACAUGGUGCCUUCCCUCAAGUUUUUAAGACCUCCUUCUCUUUUUGACUGGCUCUGGAAUCUCUCAAAGUGAAAAGGUCAAGUACGUACCUACCGGCCAUCGGCCCCACCGAGCCCAUCCGCCGCCCUUCCUAAUAUCCGAAGCCUCAAUCGUCAAGUUCAAUAACUCACUCAGACACAGACACACCUCCACACACUAGACGACCAUCAUGGACUCAUACGACAUCAUGGCCGACAAUGACAUACGAAAUGGACGGCCCGGCUGCCAUCAAGACUUCCUUCUGGGCUUCGCACCGCCCGCAACCGACGACGCCAAUGCCACGGGCAUUGAGUGCAUGAUGGCCUUGAUCAGGGGCAUCAACAGAAUGCUUUCCUACGAAGAGAGAGACGCGAGCCUGGACGAGCGAGUCUCCGAGGAAUCUCGCAACCCCCUCAUGCGCCAAGCCUGGCAAGGGGCCGAUCACCUCCAACUGGAAUGGACGUUGGCCGACAAGACCGAGCUCGUCCGCAAGAUCGGCUUCUCCAAUGUCGAGAGCGCGACGUUUGAGAAAAUUGCGACGCACUCCCUGAUGGACAGCACCCUCUGGGCGAGGCCGCAUCACCUCCUGUCCUAUCGCCUCAUCGGACGACCCACCUCGUCCGAAUGGGAGCUGGCAGAGGACGAUGCCGACCAGGACCAUGCCCGUCGCAGUCUCGUCCGCAUUCAGCACCAGGAGGGCUCCGGCCCGAUCGACCUCACAGCCGAGAUCCAGCGGAUGUUCGACCAUGUCGAGAUCCUCCCAGACGGCUUCGGCCAGUCGUUCAUCGCGCGCCCGCCCGUGUACGCCCGCAUUCUCUACACACCCGCGGCGGACGACGUCAGCGACAACCUCGAAGCCCUCCAGGUCAUCCACAUCCGCGACACGGGCGAGGAAGAGAAUCCCAUUGACGACGGCGUCGACCGCCUGCUGUGGCGCUACGUGCUAGUCGCCGCCGUUCGUAUACGCAGCCGUCCCGACGAUCACGACAAGAUCCGCCUCUUCACCCCCAACGGCGACGAUAUCAGUUGGACCGUUGCUGGAGCCUACUCUGAUUGCGUAUGGCACGUCGGCGCACCGGGCCAUUCGUAUUUUCUCCUCUACACCCACAGCAACUAUCCGACGAAGAAACGCUCCCAUGACGAGCGAAUGGACAUUUGCGAAAACACAAUGUACUCGGACCUGAAGCUCGAGGGAUGGGAAACUCCUGCCAUGUUCGAGGUUGCCAUGGAAAGGUGGAGAACGGCCCUCCGCGCCAAACCCGAUCCUAAUGAUGGAAUGAUUGGACGCGAUCUCUUUGCGCCCAAGCCUUGGGAGAUCCAGACCCCCGCCCCGACGAUCCCACAGAUGCCGCAGCCUGGCCAUGAGCAGGCACAUGCAAGCAACAUGCAUCCCGGAGCCGACCGUGACAGAGGAGAACAGCGCCGCGUCCAUGACCAGCCCCAACAAGCCAGCUCCAACAGCAGAGGCCGUGGCGCGCAGAGUAUGCGUGGCGGUGGAAGUAGGGGUGGAUUUAGAGGCAGGGGUAGAGGUCAAGGUCGAGGUCGAGGUCGAGGUCGAGGUGGAAAUAGAGGUAGAGGAGGGAGGGGACAGAGUCAGAGAGGCAGCUUCCACUCAAGCCCAACACCUUAA